Messenger RNA from Vavraia culicis subsp. floridensis, 3701 nucleotides. RefSeq lists its product as uncharacterized. The record is from RefSeq and is a predicted model, not a curated record. Bases 1 to 3474 code for a protein of 1157 amino acids. Gene Ontology annotation, molecular function: lipid binding. The transcript has a single exon. NCBI's taxonomy places the organism in Eukaryota, Fungi, Microsporidia, Pleistophoridae.
AUGGAGGAAGCCGUAAAAAUACGCAACCUAAAAAACAAAGAAGAGAGCGCCAUGGGCGCACACAACAAGAAGAGCGUGGCCGACAUGGACAAAGAAACAACAAAAAGGCUAGAAGAAAUCAACAGGAGCAAGGAGGAGGAAGAAAACAAAAUAAACGAGAUGUACGAGCGCAGCCGUGUUGAAUUUGUGAACUCGCUGAACAUGGACGUACCAAAAACCAUUUUUUUGCAGGUUCCGGGUGUGCUUUUCGCAUGUGCCCUCCUUUCGUAUCUGAUCGGCCGCCUCCGCCUUAACUUCUCGUUUCUUGUGCUUGUGCUGUACGGCAUGUACUUUCUGUUCUCGAGGAACGUGGCAAAGUUUAAGAAAAGUAUGGCAGCACUCGUUUUCAGGGAUGAAAGGCGCAGGAAGGUGUGUGAGCUUGAGUCGGUUGAGUGGAUGAACUUUGCGAUCGAGCGGGUGUGGAAAAUUAUUGAGGCUGAGGUGAGCAAAGAGGUGUUUCGGGUUGUUAAUCCGAUCCUUGCCGAGAAAUGCCCAUCGUUUCUCUCUCAGCUGGUGCUUUCUGAGUUUACGCUUGGCUCGCUGCCACCCACCCUUAAGGGCAUUUCGUUUGACCCGCGGGCCGCACAGAACGUCAUCUCAUUCGAUGCCGAGGUAUUCUUUGUGCCGCUUGAGACCGGCCGUGGUGCUGCUAUGAUGUGCCUGAGUGACAGCAUGAACUGGAACUCACGAAUCGUUCUCACGGCUCGGCUUGGUCUGAAUGUGAAGGGAAAGGGCCUGGACAUCCCCAUCAUGGUGCGUAACCUUUCGUUUUCAGGUCGUGCACGCAUCAUCCUCACGCUUGCCAAGUCACUGGUCACACCGCUUGUUUCUGUUGAGGUGUGCUUCCUGACAGCUCCACAGAUCGACUUUGAUCUAUGCCCUCUCAAAUCAAUCGAUCUCAUGAACAUGCCCGGUCUGAGCACCUUCAUCCACACCCUGAUAAACUCCAACCUACAGAAAAUGCUCGUAGACCCGAAUUCGAUCACAGUCGAUCUCAGGAAGAAGGGCAAGGAGGAGAUCGCACCGCAAGGCGUCGUGCUGCUGCACAUAUACUCGCUCGACAACACGAGCGACAUGUCGUGUCGUGCAGACAUUGACGUAGAUGGCCGCAGACUGUACAAGACGGAGAAACGUGAGGGCACACGUAUCGUGUACAACGAGUACUUCUACGUGGUGGUGCACAACCGGGAUGAUACGAUCAACGUGAAUUUUACCAGCAUGGCAGUGAAUGUGAGCCACAAGUACGGCACGGCAGGCGUGUGUCUGAAGAAGUUGCGCAGCAUCGGUAACGUGCUGCAGGACAUAAAGAUAUGGAGGAAAGGUGCAAUACGCGCCGUACUGGAGACAGACAUCAAGUACUACCCGGUUCUGCACGGUCCCGUGGUGCCAAAUCAGCACAUGGCUGCACAAGCCGUUCUUAUCAUCACAGUGCAGCAGAUUGAGAACCUCCAGGGGCAGCGAAAACCACGCAACCGGUUGUACAACGCGUUCUGCCAGGUGAUGGUGUGUGAGGCACUUUCGGGCAAGUUGCAGCGAAAGGACGAAAGUAUCAGCGAUUUUUUCACUGGAGCACUCAAAAGUGCAGGGUCGCUGUCCAAGAACAUUGCAGGCGUGCUGACCAAAAAUUUGAAAAGCGGGUUUAACACGCUCACGAGCACGGGGGACACAGAAGAGGACACUGAAGUACUGCAGGGAGCAUCACAUAGCACGAUGUUCGUCGGGCGCACGCAUCGCGUGAUGGAAACACGUUCACCUUUCUUUGACGAGAAGUUCGAGGUGUUCAGCCGUAACAUCCAGAAGGACGUGCUGUACCUGACAGUGAUUGACCAGCAGGAAAGUGAAAACGAGGUGAUAGGCACGGUAGACAUACCGUUACGUGACGUAUAUGAUGGUACAGAGGAGUUAUACAGGAUCAAAGGUGCGCAGCAAGGCCGUGUUAAGCUGUCUUUUGCUGUGCACUACAUCACGCCAUUCAUAUCGCCGUUUAAGCGAUACGUGCACGCAGUGCGCGUACGCCUCGAAAAGCUCGUUACCACGUAUGACGAGGGCAUAUUCUACGCCAUAAUCAAGAACAAGCGCGAGAGCUUUUUCAUUGACAACUUCUGCUACGGUGACUUGCCCAUCAACCGCGAGAUAAUCGUGCCAGCAGAGAGAGAUGACCGGCUGAGGAUGUUCCUUUUCAGAGAGAAUUUCAAUGAGAGUGAUUUUAUCGGCGAAGGGAUGGUUGAUGUCGUGGGAGGUGCGCAGGAGGUUGAAAUCGUUGAACGUGGGGAAUUGGAGGGCACCGUAACGGUGAAUGUUGAGGUUGAAGAGCUGAACGGUGUUGGUUGUGUGCGAUGUACGCGUGAAAGCGGCAUUGGUGAUGAACUUCCCAACAACAAGGCACGAGACGAUGUGAUUGCACCGACUGCUGAUGCGCAGAUCACAGAUGAAAAUGUUCUGGACAUGGAAGAGCCGCCAGCGCCUGGGAAACCGAUCGCAGAGCCUAACGACGAAAUAAGCGAGAAGGCAUGCGCGGUGCACAGAGACCAUCUGAGCGAAAUUAAUCCACAUGAAAGCGAGGCAUCAAGCACGUAUCUGAGGAGAGAUGUGGUGAAAACCAAGGCUGACACCUCCGCCAGCAUGUACCACGUAGUGCAGGUAGCCUUUCGGCACUUUGAGGGCGUGAACGAAAAUUUCUUCAUUGAGUUUGUGUGCGAUGACGAGGUGAUAAAGAAAAGCGGGCUGAUCAAAGUCCGAGCGGGUACGGCAGACAGUGACACCCAGGGUGUGCUUGGCAUGUAUGAGCACUGCCACCUAAACAGCAAUUGCGAGGUGUUCACGCUGCUGUGCGGCGAAAGCGUGGUGCGCGCUAAGCUGCGUACAGCAGCGUUUGGGAAGACCAAAGUGGUCGGAGAGUGCGUAAUUCCUAAGAAAUGCAUGGAAGAGAAGGUCUCGCUGGGCGGUGACGUGCACGUUUUGAUGACAGUAUGUGCACAGCAGGCAUGCUUCAAGUGGAAGGAUUACUUCAAGGUGGGUUAUCUCGAGAUACGCAUUCUUGGCGCGACGAAGGUACGCGGCGUUGAGAAGAACAGCAUGUCUGAUCCGUACGUCAAGGCGUACCUCAACAACACAAAGGUGUACAAGACGAAGACCAUUCAGAACACGGUGAACCCGUCCUUCAAUGAAAAUUUCUUCUGCAAGGUUAACAUAAUGACGGAUGUGCUCAGAUUUGACAUAAUCGACUGGAAUAGAAUCGAAACGGACCAGCUGAUCAGUUUUGUGGAAAUCCCCCUGUAUUUCGUAGUUGAAGGGUUCACGGAGGUGAAACUGCAGCUCAUCGAUGCGCUGAAGAUGAGAAAAGACGGGUCGUACCUGCAUUUAGGAUUUGUGUUUAACAAAACAUAUAAGGGCGAGGAUAGUGUCAAGAAGAUUGCAGCAAGCAUUUUCAUUUGAUGUGAUUGAAUUAAAAUCAGUUUCGUUAGUGGAGCGUGAGUAAAAUUGGUGCCAUUAAACGGUUCAGUAAAUCGGUAUGGUACGGUCUGCGUUCAGCACAAUAUUGAAAUGUGCCGUCCAUGCCAUGACAAACGAUUUGCAGCGCUUUCGUAUUUACCAUGGCUACGAAGAAAAGGUGCUUCAUCAGAUAAUCUGUAGAUGGAAAUAAUAAAUAAACGUACCUCUAG